CGGCUCUGAGUCGGUCCAGAUUGGGAUGUGUGACUGUGAUGGCUUGUGACCAAGCGCGUCUUGCGCUCUACCGAUUCCUGCAACAAAGAGCGUCGCCAAGCUAGAGGAGCUUUGACGGCCAUGCAACGACACGCGCAUGGAUUUUUUUUAUUGUGUGCUGUCGCUGAUUACCGACGGACUCAAAUGCCUUGCCAUAGCAUUCGCCUCUGCUGCUGUGUAUGAAGAGGACAAUGGAUAAUUUCAUCCUGAUGAACGCGGCCACGUGUAUCAAAAGAACGCCCACUUGUCGAACAAUACCUGAUCGCGUCAUGGCUUGAACGCCAGAAAUGGCAGUCAGCGACGCCUUGGAUGACAAUUCGUCGCUUGAGUGCAAAGCGUAGCGGGUCGCAAGGGAGUAUAUAAGGUACAUUUCUUCCCUGCACUCUCCAUCUCGUACUUUCUCAUUCUCUCUAUAAUGGCAGCUACCACACGCCGCAACUCUCUUCCCAUCUUCACCGAACUGGUUUCUCAUUCGAUGGGACUACAGUCGCCGACUCCGCACCAGGCAAAGCGGAACUGCAUCUACUUUCCGGCAGCGGGCAUCGAGAAGCGGCGCAUCCCGGACACGGUCGAACUGACUUCCCGCGCUCCCGCACCGAACUCGUUCGAGGCCGCCCUCAUGGGCUCGGGCGUGUACGAUGUCGGCGGCAAUGUGAAUGUGUGCUACGACGCGCCACGGGAGGAUCUCAGUACCUGGGAGUUCGUGUCCCCGGUGGCAUCGCCCAUAGCCCAAUCGUUCGUGGUCUCUGAGCCCGCAGGUCCGACUGCUGCGCAGGAGGUGGCGACACGCUACCGUGCUGGCCUGGAGAUCGACUUGGGGCCUCCUGCACGUCCGGCGUCGGCUUCGGCGUCGGAUGCAUCGUCGACGCUUAGUGCGGAGGACGGCGACGAUGCGUCAACCAUCUCAAGCUUUGGAUCGAUCCCGUUUCCCGUCGAGAGGGACUUCAACAUGCGACCGACCUUCCAGGCUUCGCGCACCAAUGCCUUGCUUGAUAUCCGCGAAGAAGUUGCCAUUGUUAUGCGGCAGGGCGGACUGGGUCCUCAUGACCCGGUCGUUUGUCAUCGCUACGAUUGCCGGGACACUCUCCCGAAUAUGAAGGCGUUCAUCUACCAUCUUCAUAUCCACAAUCUUCAUGACAUGGCCUACGCCUGUGACGACUGUGGCAAGCGUUUCGAAGCUCCUCGUCUCCUGGCUCUGCACAAUUGCCCCAGACACGCAUCUUCUUGCCCGAGCAGUCCUGUCCGCGACACGAUCAUGCGCGUCCUCAGCCGAAUCAAGUCCCACGAAUGAUUUUCAAUCAUCACCUUCCAACUAUAUACUCUCGCUUCCCUCUUUCAUCCCAUCUGUUAUCCAAAACUUAUUUGCAUUCCAUUUGUAGCGGUAGGCUUCUCCUGUUCAGUUACCAUCCAUCCACCAAAAUCUAUUGUACAAUGUUUUUGUAAUGUUUACUGCACCAACGAUCUGUUCCUGCAAAGUCUAAAUUUGUCAUCGCCACUUGUCAUCAAGUCACCACUUUCCCAAAUUGGAAACCUCCCGUGCAACCGAGUCCGUGCUACCGACCUCGAUCCCGCGCGUCAUCGUUCGUGUGCACUGCCCGCUAUGUGCGCUGCCAACUAUAAAGACUGUUCGCCAACCGCAAUAACGACAACAACAUGAGCUCUCUUGAUAACAUCCGUGCCGCCAACGCCGCCUGGAAGCCUUCCUACGCCCCCGUCGCUGUCUUCGUCGGCGGGACGUCAGGCAUUGGAGAAGGGAUCGUCGAGGCCUUCGCCAACCACACAAAUGGCAAAGCCCACAUCUACAUCGUCGGUCGAAACGCGUCAGCAGCGUCACAAAUCUUCGCGCGGAUCACACCCGCCCCUGCCUCCACGUCGCAGUCCUUCAAGCGCGAGUUCGUCGCGUGCGACCUCUCUCUCGUGGCGAACGUCGAACGUGCCGCGGGGACAAUCCUGGCGUCGCAUGACCGCGUCAACUUCCUGUUUAUGAGCGCGGGCGCGAUCUCGCUGACGGUGCAGGACUUCACGGAGGAGGGGCUGGACCGGCAGCUGUGCCAGCUGUACUACAGCAAAUGGGCGUGGACGGAUGCGCUUCUCCCUGCGCUGCGUGCUGCGUACGCGGCAGGCGAGGACGCGCGCGUGGCUGCUAUCCACACCGCCGGUCGUGGGGGCCCGGUCGACGUGCAGGACAUCGGGCUGCUCAAGGCGAUGAAGGGCGGGCUCAGGAAAGUGGGCUCGCUCUUAUCGCAGAUGGCCAGUUAUCAAGAUCUUAUGGCCGAGGGCUUCGCCGAACACAAUCCCGGUAUCACCUUUACGCAUACGUUCCCAGGGGAAGUCAACACACCGUUGCUGCGGAAUUCACCGUCUGCGGUCGUCCGCGGCGUCUACUCCCUUCGCCACCUUCUCCUGCGCGGCUUCAUGAGCCGCGCGAUGCCGAUUUCAGAGUGCGGCGAGCGGCAGCUGUAUGGACUGCUCCACGCACCCCCUGGCGCGUCUCGGUUUGGUGGAGACGGUGCAGAUAUCGGAAUGGGUGGAGUCGACGAUCCGCUGUGGGGCGAAGUGCGGACUGCUUUGUGGAAGCACAGCGAAGAGGUCGUGUCACGCAGGUGAAAGAUCGAUACGUUGGCCGAGGUCGAUUACUGUUUCGUGAUGCAUGAGCAAUCGAGGAAGGCCUGCUGCUAUGUAAUCGCACUAAAAUUAGUCAGAAUUUUAUGGAGCCGUGAUUGGCAUGUGUCAAUCAGUGGCGAUGCACGUUUCAA
Mycena citricolor is the source of this 2795-nucleotide messenger RNA. Lineage: Eukaryota; Fungi; Basidiomycota; Agaricomycetes; Agaricales; Mycenaceae. The record is from the annotation of a GenBank genome assembly.